This is a messenger RNA of Lepisosteus oculatus (spotted gar), 3497 nucleotides long. RefSeq names its product polypyrimidine tract binding protein 2a (gene ptbp2a). Gene Ontology annotation, biological process: mRNA processing; regulation of RNA splicing. Gene Ontology annotation, cellular component: nucleus. The record is from RefSeq and is a predicted model, not a curated record. NCBI's taxonomy places the organism in Eukaryota, Metazoa, Chordata, Actinopteri, Semionotiformes, Lepisosteidae. Gene Ontology annotation, molecular function: mRNA binding.
CCAUUUCCGUCCUGGUUUCCGCCACCAUUUUGUCGACUUGCGUGCAGCUGGCUGAGGUGCUGUACUGUAGAUCACAUCGUAGAGAUAGCUAAUCCGGCAAUGGACGGCAUUGUCACUGAUGUUGCAGUUGGCGUAAAGAGAGGAUCAGACGAGCUACUGUCUAGCAGUCUGUACAACAGCCCCAACUCUAAUAUGAGUGGCAUGGUUGUAACGGCUAAUGGAAAUGAUAGCAAAAAGUUAAGAGUUGAAGACAGAAUGGAUUGUCCCCCUUCACGUGUUCUCCACAUCAGGAAGCUGCCCAAUGAAGUUACAGAGACAGAAGUUAUUGCCUUGGGUUUACCGUUUGGGAAAGUCACUAACAUUCUCAUGCUUAAAGGAAAAAAUCAGGCCUUCCUUGAACUUGGAACUGAGGAAGCAGCUAUUACAAUGGUUAACUAUUACACAGCUGUGACUCCUCAUGUUCGUAAUGUGCCCGUUUUCAUCCAGUAUUCAAAUCACAAAGAAUUAAAGACUGACAAUGCUCUUAACCAGCGUGCGCAAGCAGUUCUUCAAGCUGUAACUGCUGUCCAGGCAGCCAGUACCCCAACAUCAGGGACUACAGCAAGUGAGAGUGCAUUAACACCAGCUCCAAGUCCAGUGCUCAGAAUAAUCAUUGACAAUAUGUUUUACCCUGUUACACUGGAUGUUCUUCAGCAGAUAUUUUCAAAAUUUGGAACUGUUAUGAAGAUCAUUACAUUCACAAAGAACAAUCAGUUUCAAGCUUUACUUCAGUUUAAUGACCCAGUGAAUGCCCAGCAAGCCAAAUUGGCUCUGGAUGGUCAGAAUAUUUAUAAUGCCUGCUGCACUCUACGCAUUGACUUUUCUAAACUGGUCAAUUUAAAUGUUAAAUACAACAACGACAAGAGCCGUGACUACACCCGUCCCGAGCUUCCAGCUGGAGAUGGUCAGCCCAGCAUGGACCCUUCUGUAGCUGCUGCAUUUAAUAAGGAUUCCUCGCUGCUUGGUAAGAGUCAAGGUACUCCUUCUGGAAUGGUAUCUCCCUAUUCUGGCGGUGGAGGGUUUCCAUCCUCUCUUGGUUUUGCCCAGGGUGGAGGGCUUGCCUUUCCAGGGGCUCUCAGUCCUCUGAGUGCAGCAGCAGCUGCAGCCGCAGCCGCAGGGCGGGUAGCGCUGUCUGGGGUCUCGGGCACCAGCAGCGUGCUCCUGGUCAGCAAUCUCAAUGAGGAGAUGGUUACGCCCCAAAGUCUGUUUACCCUCUUCGGUGUUUAUGGUGAUGCUCAGCGCGUGAAGAUACUUUACAAUAAGAAAGACAGUGCUCUGAUACAAAUGGCAGAUGCAAAUCAAGCUCAGCUUGCGAUGAGUCAUCUGAAUGGCCAGAAGAUGUAUGGGAAGAUCAUUCGAGUGACCUUAUCUAAACAUCAGACUGUACAGCUGCCAAGAGAGGGGCUUGAUGAUCAAGGGCUCACAAAGGAUUUCACCAACUCGCCAUUACAUCGUUUCAAGAAGCCUGGGUCAAAGAACUUCCAGAAUAUAUUUCCUCCUUCAGCAACCCUUCAUCUGUCAAACAUCCCACAAGACAUAACCGAAGAGGACCUCAGAGUACUGUUCUCAAACUCCGGUGGCACUGUGAAAGCCUUCAAGUUUUUCCAGGAUCACAAAAUGGCACUGCUGCAGAUGGCAACUGUUGAAGAAGCAAUUCAGGCCUUGAUUGACCUUCACAAUUACAACAUGGGAGAUAAUCAUCACCUGAGAGUCUCCUUCUCUAAAUCAACAAUUUGAACAUGCUCGCAGGAUAAAAUGUGUUUACGCUCUUUAGAAGCGUUACCUAUUGACUGUUUCCGGACACUGGGGACCACAGUUUGACAUUUUAAAUUUUAUCAAUCAUUCCUUUAAGAAUAUGAUGGAUUAUCAGAAAAGAAACAUUACACAGCAGAGUCUACUAGUCUGCUUUGAAGACUUUCCCCACCCCAUUUAUAUGUUAGGCAAGCCAUUAACGUUUUUCCAUUUCAUCAUAAGAAGGAAGUAAGUAAAUUCCUCUUUUUAUUAUAAUUUGAUUAGAUGACAAGAUAUGUGCCUUACUUGACAAAAUAGUAUCAACACUUUUACAUCAGUACAUUUACAUGAUCCAUUACAGUUGACUAUUUAGGCACAUUGGUUCUGAUGGUGUAAGAAGCAGAGAUGUAAAAAUAGGUAUUUCUGUAUGUAUUUGUACAGUUUGUGGAGUUCUCUACCCCUCAAAGUGUAGUCCUUACUAGCUGUGACUUAUUAAUUUCUGCAGAUUUCCUUCCUUUAGUUGAAAAUUACAUUUUAUUUUAUUAGUUAAGAUUCAGAGUUUUUGUAAGACCUAAGGUGAACAAAGGACAUCGUUCUGCUAAGAUUGAGGCUGGGGUGAUGUAUUGAUUAAUCAGUAAAUUGUCAGUACAUUUCCUUUUUGAUCAUUAUCGAUAUCCAGGCCAGUGCAUCAUUUAUUUUUUCCCCUCACAAAAGGCAGUCACAAAUCUGACAUCUUAAUUCAAAUACAUUUGGGUUAGUUAGAUGUGGAGCAGAUUAAAUCAAACAGAGCAUAAAGAAGCCCAAAUAAGAGUACAUUACCAACAUAGACAUUUGUUAUCUCUGGCAGAUAGGGUUUUAGUUUGCCUAAAAGUAUUUGCCUAAUGCAGGGAUAUUAUUAAAGCAAAUUAUAUGGAAGUUGGAUGGAUGGCUUACCAAGCCAGAAGAAUAGUAAUAUGUUGCAGUUGUAAUAAGUUUAGUAGUUUUGGUUGUAUAUAACAGAAUUGCCAUUCCAAGGCAGUCCUGAUUAAAAAAAAAAAAUAGUUGUGGCUCUUGAAUGUGUUAAAGAAAAGUAUAUUCUUUUUGGGGUGAUGUCUUUAAAAUGGGGAAGAAACACUUGUUGCUUAAAAGUAUUGUCUUAUUGAAUUUAAGUUGAGUAUUGUUCCCUCUUGUAUAAUGGUGUCAUUAAUCAGCACAUUAAAAGAGCAAGAUAUUACGUGACCUAGAAAACUGUCACUAGCCCCUGUAUUGUGCUUUCCCAUGUUAUUUCAUGUAUAUUGUUCCCAUAAAAUAGAAUUUUGCCCCACACAGUCAGAAGUCAUGAAAUAAGCAUGGAAGGCUUUAAAAUUUAAUUAAAUACAUUUCUGCUUCCAUAUCUUCCAUAUGACCAGUGGUUUGCACCAGGAUCCCAAAAGAUAAAGACUUGACAAUGAUUUAAGUAUGACACUGAUGUUCAUAUAAUUGGAUACUGGUAUUUCACAGAAUAUGUACACCCUUUUUGUGUUGAUUUCUUUUGAUGGAAUUUUCUAAACAUUCUACAGUAGCAUACUUUGAAUUUAUGCAGUAUUUUGUCCUUAAGAAAUAACAUGACUUAUUUCAUCAAUAGGCCUACAAAAUAACAUUGAAUUUACUGUUUUACUCUCUUCUUUUUAUCAAGUUACUUAUUUUGUUUUAACUAAAAUAAAUUAAUACAGUGCCAGUGGAGCAGAUAUUAAUUGCAUAUGUGUGGG